AGUUAAAUAAUAUAAAUAAAUUUCCUUUUUUUAUUUAUUCAAGUGCAACAAAUAAGCAUCAUAAAAAAUAAAUGUUGCUUCGUUGAUUUCGAUCUUUAAACAGUUUUUAACGAACAUUUGAAUUUCGAAAUUUAAUUCUCUAGAUCAAAAAAAAAUCAGAGGGGUCAUCUACUAAGUGAAUGUUUACAAAAAAAAUGGCUAAAAGAAGUUUAAACGAAUUCGAAGAAGAAAUCAAUGACAGCAAACGCUUUCUUAGCGAUAUUCAAGGAGAAAAGAAGCACACCCUAGACUCCGAUGAAAGCGACAAUGAAGAAGAUCCACAAAUGAAUCCUGAUGAUAUUGAAGGUGAAGAAGCAGGAGAUGAACGUGUCGAUGCAGACGAGGAAAUUAAAUUUACUCCAUUCAACAUGAAAGAAGAGUUGGAAGAAGGUCAUUUUGAUCAAAUGGGUCAUUAUCAUUUCAAGAAGGGUGACGAGCGGCAUCUUGACAAUUGGCUUGAUGAUGUCGAUUGGGUGAAAGUAAAAAAAGAUGAAAACUACAGGAAAAAAUAUUAUACUGCUGAUGGAGAAUAUAAUUCGAGUUCCGAUGAAGAUGAUGAUCUUGCAGGACCUCAAAAGAAAUUCAAUUCACUAAAUUCGUUCAAAGAAAUUUUGACGUUCAUGCAACCGAACGAGUCGAUCAACAGAACUCUGCAAAGGUUAAAUAAAUCUAAGUUAAAAGUAAGCACAGCACAAAUGUGGAAGAUGAAGAAGCAAGGCAUCGUUGACGAAGCAUCGAAUAAAAUCACAAAAAUCACUGGGCUUGUUAAUGAGAUUCUUACACAAACCGGCAACAUGAAUGUUUAUGAGUUAACAUAUGAACAGAUUGAGAUAAAAGUUAAAGCAAUGGAUGAUAAAUCAGAAGCUGGUCCCAGUAAAGAAGUUGAGUUGGAUAUGUACGCUGAUGAUUUUGAUGAGAAAGAAAAAGAUACUUUAAAAGAACCAGCAGAAAAGUCAGUGACAUUUGCCGAAGAGAACCGUGAUGAAGAUACAACUCCAAAGCUCAUGUGGGAGUACAAAAUAACUCAAAAUGAGACAGAUCCUAUUUUUGGUCCAUUCACUACCGAACAAAUGUCUAAAAAAGCUGACAAUGGCGAAUUCAAAGAAAAUGUUUAUGUUCGAAAGGUUGGCGAUGAACGAUUCUAUUCAUCAGCUAGAAUCGAUUUUGAUCUCUAUUUGUAGACAUUGUUAAUGCGAUAAAUAAAGCUUAUGCUUCUUUUUUUUUUUAUAAAAUACA
Messenger RNA from Clunio marinus, 1275 nucleotides. The record is from the annotation of a GenBank genome assembly. NCBI's taxonomy places the organism in Eukaryota, Metazoa, Arthropoda, Insecta, Diptera, Chironomidae.